UGUGUGUAGCAUAUGAGUGUUCAUGUGCCUCUUUGUGUACAAAUUAUAAGGAUAUACUCUCACACUAAACCCCCCUUCAUCCGAAAUGACGUCACAGAAGCGUCCGCCACGGCGCGAGGAGGAAGAAACUCAGGCAGUCAACACCAGGUCUCCCUCAGGAAGAUGGCCGGCGUCCCCGGCGCCCCAUCAACUGCCGAGGCCCUCCUGGGGAUGCGCAAGGAGCCGAGGCUUCACGCGGGGGCGUGUCCCGGCCACGGGGGGUUCCAGGUGUUCUGGUGCCGCCCUUGCAGGACCUGGCUGUGCAGCGACUGCACCAUCGUGGACCAUCCGCAGGGCGCCUGCUCCGUCGUGUCCCUGAAGACGGCGCUCGAGGACUUCCAGCGCGAGGGACGCCGCGACGCAGAGCAGCUGGCGCUCCGCCUCGAGCGCACGCUCUCCCUCAAGGAGACGUGCGCGGAGUUGGGCACGGCGAGCAAGAGCUUCCUCCAGGCGCAGAAUGAGUUCCUUAGUACACUUCUCCGGGAGGAGGAGGAACUGAAGAGCUCGCAGGAGGAGAACGUUCAAAGGAUAGACAAAUUCGCACGGCUCGAGGCCGGGCUGGCGGAGGACUGCGAGACGCUGCCGGAGGGGCAGCAGGUGCUGGCAGCUUGGACGGGGCGCUCUGCGAAGGCGCCUUCCACCGAGGGGACGGAAGUGACCCAGAAGCUCCGGGAGUGCUUUGAGAAGCUGCAAGCGUCCUUCCGCCUCCUGACGGCGUCAGGUUUCCUGCCACCGCCCGCUGAAUGGCCGAAAGACCUUCCGGCCGAGUGCCAGAGCGUGUCAGACCUGCAGGCGGUGCUCGCCGUGGACGCCGACAUGUGCGGGCGCGGCCUCCUGCUGGAGCGCACGGAAGGGACCUUCGACUGGGAGGACAUGUGCGAGCUCCUGGGGCGCGAGAACGUGGAACACCUGGAGCAGGUGCUGGAGGGUGUCUACCUGGCCACCGUCAGGAGCCAGCGGGUCAGAGACUACAUCGUGGCCAAGAUCUGGAGCAUUCGCUUCCACAGUGGCCAGGGCAGGAGCGUCGUGCGCUACGGCCACGGCCAGGGCGUGCACAAACUGCCCCGGGCCAGCGGCGUCUUCGUCGUGCACUCGGCGAGGCCCGUCGGCGCCCGCGUGAAGGGCGUGCUUGCCGGCAUCCCGUCCUUCGCGGAGUCCAGGAGUCGGCAGGCCCUCGUGCGCGCCAUCGCCAGCAAGUACCCGAGCCUGCAGGAUGUUGCGCUGGAGGCGGCGACGUGGCCGGGGACGACCGUGCGCUCCGGGACGCUCGAGGUCAGGGGUGUCACGACCGACCUGGUGGCGCUGGACGCGGCCCUGAAGGCGGAGGAGGGCGUCGUCCGCUUCGGCCACUUCAGAGGCCGUUUCCAGAGCCUGGCGGCCGAACCGCUCAGCGAGGAGGACAUCCUGCCGUCGGAGCCCUUCCAGCAGGGCUCCUCCGUCAAAGGCUGGAGCUGGCCGGCUUAGCGGCGCCGUGGCGGGCGGGCGGCGGGCGGGCGCCCGAGUGGACUGCCUUCUGCGCCGGCGGCUGCUCACCGCUGCACCGACUGCCACGUAUUCGGGGCACAUGCGUGCAUGCACACACACAUGAUUUAUUGUAUUUGUAAAGUAUUUAUUUUAUGCGCAUGUUUUGCUACAUUUGGGUUUCAUUUUGUUGGUAUGUUUCAUAAGGUUUCAAAUGUUGAUUGCAUUUUUUAAACACCGUAUAUAGUUCUUCAAAUGAUAGUGUUUUAUAUCGUUGAUUUUUCUUUAUUUGUUUUAUGUCUGUUUCUAUCUGCACUUGCUUUGUUUAUUGUGCACUGUUGUCUGGGUUUUAGAACUACGUAAAUAAACAUUGCCAAUUGAA
Molecule: messenger RNA, 1882 nt
Organism: Penaeus indicus
Lineage: Eukaryota; Metazoa; Arthropoda; Malacostraca; Decapoda; Penaeidae
Exons: 4
Coding region: 13-1503 (496 amino acids)
Source: RefSeq, a predicted model, not a curated record